AGAUGGAGAAUCUCCUGGACCUGGCCGGUUGUUGUGACCUGUUCCAAGAUGUAAAGCUUUGAAGGAAACAGAUAAAAUUAUAGCUUCAGAGUCAGACUGUUACUGCUACAAUCAAAUGUCCCAAAUGAAGUGGACAUAUAUGUGGUCAACAGUACAGGUGACAAUUAACAGCUCAAGCAUGCUCAGUAUUGAAUAUAUCACAGGCAGUCAUAAUUGCCAGUAUCCAGAUACCGUUGUAUCUUUUAUCAAAUGUGUGAUUCAUAACUUUUGGGCACCAAAGGAGUCUAAAGAAUUAACUAUAGUCAUCAGUCCAUAUGGGGAGACUGUGUGUUUCUCAGUAAAGCCUGUCAGGAAGAUACUCGUUUAUACAAUAAGCAUGAAUCGAAAUAUUGUAGAUUUCAAACUCUUCCUUGUGUUUGUGGCAGGCAUUUUCCUUUUCUUUUAUGCAGAGACCUUGAGUCAAAGCCCUGUUUUCUAUUACUCUUCAGGGACCAUGCUAGGUGUUCUAAUGACAUUAAUCUUUGUCCUGCUGUUGAUGAGACAAUAUAUUCCUAAGUAUAGCACCUUUGGGGCUCUAAUGGUUGCUUGUUGGUUUGCUUCAGUUUAUUUUGUAUGCCAGUUGAUGGAAGAUCUGAAGUGGCUCUGGUAUGAACACAGAAUAUAUCUAUUAGGCUACAUUUUGGUAGUUGGAUUUUUCAGCUUUACUGCAUGUUACAAACAUGGGCCCCUUGUUGAUGACAAGAGCAGAAGUCUGCUGACAUGGACACUAUGGCUUCUCUCCCUGGUUCUCAUCUAUGCUGGGAUGGCCAUGCCUCAGUGUGCUUAUGCAGUUAUGGUCUUCCUCCUGUCUUCCCAGUGCCUGUGCUACCCACUGAAAGCAUUCAGUUAUAUGAGACGGAAAUUGAAGCAGUGGUUUAAAUCAGAACGAUUGGUAUUUAAGUAUCUCUCUGAUGAAGAGUACAGAGAACAAGCUGAGGCCGAAACAAACAGAGCUCUGGAGGAGCUUCGCCACGCCUGCUGCCGUCCUGACUUUCCUUCCUGGCUGGCUGUCUCCCGACUCCAGGCUCCUAAAAAAUUUGCAGACUUUGUUCUUGGAGCAAGCCACUUAACACCUGACGAAAUCAGGCUGCAUGAAGAACAGUAUGGCCUCGGAGGUGCCUUCUUGGAAGAGCAGCUCUUUAGUCUACAGACUGACAGUCUGCCAACAAGUUGACUUCACUUUGGUCAAGGAAGUGGGUAAAUGGCAAGGAGCUUAUUACAGUUCUGAUAAUCAGUGGAAGAAGCAUGUACUAUGGACAAAAAACACACACACACACACACACACACAUACUAGAAGGAAAAUUAACCUGUAUUAAAGAGAACUUACUAUUUUUGGCAAAUUCAGCUACUAGUUGUACUAUAGGUGGGCUUCUGGAAUCAAUGAUAGUUAUUGCCACUCUCCUUGAAUGUAGACUAAUUAAGAACAACGGAAAGUUCUUGAAGGGACAAGUAAGCAUGAACAGGUACCCAGGUACCUUCUCCAUAUCAAAAUGCUAAAUCCUUUCUUAAGAAAGACUACAUUACUAUUCAUACAUUUCACCACUGUCAGUGGUGGGAGCGAUCUGGUAUAUGCUGGACUAAUGUUUUCCAAAAAGUACAGAAUACUAAUAAGUGUUAGUAAACAAAUUCAACAAAGAGUCAUACAAAAUUAAAUUAUGUUGCAGGACUUUAAGGCUUUUAAGGAUAUUAAUGUACUGUGAGUCUAUAGGUUUUUUUUACUUCAUUUUACCAGACUUUAUUUAUGAGAUUAAUGAUCUUUGGAACACAUGUUUGGAAAUUACCAGUGAUGGUGGAAUUGAAGCUUAGGGAUGGUAAAUAAAUUAUUCAAGACCUCAGAGCUGUUUGAAGGCAGCACUGGCAGGACUCCAGCCCUGGUGUGUCCUAUGACUCAUGUAAAAGCUGGAGCACCAUUUUCUUACAGCCUUGGGUCUCUUGGCAUCUUUUUAAUGUCUUAUAUUGGCCAACCAGUAUUUGAUAACUGUGAUAAAGGGAAACAAGAUUAUAUUUUAAAGUUUUGAUAAGAUUUUUAUGCAUAUUUAAGGAUUAGACAUUGAGAGGAUGCUACACUUUUUGUGUAUAUUGAUAUUGAAGGCAUUUAAUCUUUUGUGGCAUUUUGUGAUUCAUUUAAAAAAUUGUUUGGCUAUUUUUUUCUUUGUUUUUCUUUUCCUUAAAACAAAUGCUCAGUAGCCAACUACUCUGACUGCUAAAGUUGUAGGCAUGGGUUCCAGUCCAGGAAGAGUGCUGGCGCGAAGGCCUGGCUGGGGUGGUGAAUCCAGUGACCUGCAGCAGGUGGUGUUGGUGCCAUUGCAUGGUUGCUUUUU
Molecule: messenger RNA, 2360 nt
Organism: Dipodomys ordii (Ord's kangaroo rat)
Lineage: Eukaryota; Metazoa; Chordata; Mammalia; Rodentia; Heteromyidae
Gene: Nemp2
Product: nuclear envelope integral membrane protein 2
Exons: 9
Coding region: 116-1213 (365 amino acids)
Cellular component (GO): nuclear envelope
Source: RefSeq, a predicted model, not a curated record